AUGAGUGACGUGCUACCAGGUGCACAACGGCACGGCCAUGUGGGUGCUGCAUCGCUCGGCGAGCAGAGAAUGUCGCGAGGGUGCUCUGAGCUGAGGAGACAACUGACAGGCGACGCGGCGGCGAGAGAAUGGCGCGAGCGCGCUCUGCCUGCGGAGGUGCCGGCUAGCAGAGAAGCGAGGCAGCGCGCUGGCCGCAAGGGCGCAGACGGCCGCGGCGGUCCUGUCGUGUUUGCACCGGCCGAGGGUCGCGGCGCAACCAUUUGCCCGCAUUUCUGCCCGUUCGUUCUCGUCGUCGCCAAGACUGCGCUCGUGCGUUCUGCUAUCGAUGUUAGGACAUUGCCCGCAUAUAUCGCGACGUCAAGUGGCAUGACAGAGGACUUGAAGCUAGCAGUUGAUCCUCAUAAUGUGAGUCCAAAUGCAUCCGAAGCUAGCAGUAGUACUCAUAAAGACGACCAUUGUGUGUCGCGGAUGACUGAAGAUCACACAGUGGUCAUUUGCGAAGAGGUGCUGAAACGCCGUGAAAUUCUCUUGGACAUGUGCAGUACACGCGAAACGGAAAUCAAUAGGAAGAGAGCUGAAGCAUGGGAUGAAGUACAUAUGGCUACAAUGAAACGUUGUCAGCGAAAUCUGCGUCUUGAGCAGAUCAAGCGAGUAUGGCGACAUCAGAAAAAUCGUGUGCGACAUAUACUCAAUCUGGAGAAGCUCACCUCUGACGUUGAAGUGACGCUCGAGGACGUCAUUGCUGCCAGAAAAGGUUUUAUGACCGACUAUGAGAUUGCUAUAGCUCGUGCUUACCUUGAUGUUCCUCCACGAUCUCAUUCUCCUGGUAAUCGACGUCUCGAAGAACUGGAUCUCUCAUUUCGUAAACGGGCAGCUACAUCACCUAGCUUACGAAUUGACGACUCUGUGUCUAGCGUCUUGGAUCGGAUCGCUGCCGAGUGCGCUGAGGCUCAAACAAACUCUCAGACUGAUUCGCAAUGCAGUCCAUUGCCUGCUGUGAAAACAGAACCUUCUGUUCAACAAAACGGGAUCCAAAAUUGUCAAGAUUGUAACAAUCUUUUCGAUAUUCAUCGUCUUCUGACGUCUAUGGGGCCAACAACGUCAGCGCGUGACAAGACAGGGUCGAAGCCAGAAAACUUUGAUAGCGAUGAUUCCUCAUGUACAUCCGAGCAUGCACGUCCAGCAAAACGCAAAAGGUCGAGUCGCAGAAGGUCCUCCAUUCUUGAAGAGCAAUUUGAAAUGAUUAAAGCCCAACGUAUCGCAUUCGAGGAGCAGGCUCGAAUGUAUCAAUCGAUGAGAUCGUUUAUCGAAGAGUCAACUCGAACGAUUCGUGAUUUGGCCGGACGAGUUAUAGCCGACCGGGCAUCAGCUAUUGACUCUUCUCCCAGUGAGAGUAAUUUGGAAUUUACCCCGAAUAGCCAUGCUUAGACAGCAAACGUUUUUGUUUUUUCUCCCUGAUGUCUCAUUUUUUACAUAGUCCGGUUUGUGAUCUGAAUACGUAUAACGGGUUACAAAUAAUUUAUUAUGCAGAUUAUGCUCUAAUAAAAGCAGUUUCCACCCAAAAUCAUGCUCCUCCAUUACUAUGU
Molecule: messenger RNA, 1586 nt
Organism: Cylicocyclus nassatus
Lineage: Eukaryota; Metazoa; Nematoda; Chromadorea; Rhabditida; Strongylidae
Source: the annotation of a GenBank genome assembly